AUGGCUACCAAGGAUUCACUUCCUGUGAAAACUGCACAGCAGAUGGCCAUCGAUGGAGAUCAACCACCUUCCAAAUACAUCUUCAAUAACAACACCAUUUACGCCAAUUUUGGCCCUUUGGAAACCUCUCCUCCAUUUGCUCCGGUGCCGAUCAUUGAUGUCACCCGUUUAUCAUCAACUUCCGAUCAAAAUGAUCGGAAAACUGAACUAGCUAAACUCCGAUCAGCACUCACCACCUGGGGUUGUUUUCAGGCGGUGAAUCAUGGGCUUGCAGAUUCGUAUCUAGACAACAUCCGACAAGUGAUCAACCAAUUCUUCCAACUUCCAUUGGAGAAGAAAAGAAAAUGCUUGAGAGAAACUGGUUCCGUCGAAGGCUACGGAAACGACAUGACAUACGACGAGAAUCAAGUUCAAGAUUGGUGUGAUCGUCUUUUUCUUCGAAUUCUUCCCGAAGAUGAACGGCAACUUCGUUUCUGGCCUGAAAACCCAUCGAAAUUUCGGGAAACCAUAGAUGACUACACCAACAAGAUCAAGUCUUUAUCUGUGAUCUUAUUCGAGGCAAUGGCGAAAUCGCUUGAUUUGGAAGAGAAUUGUUUCGCAAAGUAUUUUACGGAAGAACGGGAUGUUUUGCAAGGCCGGUUUAUCUUGUACCCACCAUGUCCGACCCCGGAUAAAGUGUUAGGUCUCAAAGCUCAUUCGGAUAGAUCGGGCAUUACUCUUUUAUUGCAAGAUCCGGGGGUCGAAGGGCUUCAAGUAUUGAACGAUGGUAAAUGGUACAACAUUCCGGUGAUCCGUGAUGCUCUUUUUGUUAAUCUUGGCGAUCAAAUGCAGAUAAUGAGUAACGGGAUUUUCAAGAGCCCGGUUCAUAGGGUUGUGACGAAUACGAAGAAAGGGAGGAUAUCAGUGGCCAUGUUUACGGAACCCGAACCGAACAAGGAGAUUGGCCCUGUGGAUGCGUUGGUUGAUGAGAAGAGGCCGAGGGUCUACAAGACCGUCAAGAAUUAUGCCGUUUUUAACCACGAAUGCUUUCAAAAAGGCGUUGUUGCUCUUGAUGCCGUUAAAAUCUAACAUGUUUGUUGUAAUCGAUCGAGUUUAAAGAUGUAUUUAGAACUUCUAAAGCUCAGGCCCGUUCCUGACAUUUUAUAAGCCUUGGACGAACGUAAAAACAUGGUCCACUGCAAGAAAUAAGGUUUUUAGCAACGACUUU
This is a messenger RNA of Cynara cardunculus var. scolymus (artichoke), 1207 nucleotides long. Its product is annotated as protein SRG1-like. Bases 1 to 1068 code for a protein of 355 amino acids. The transcript has 4 exons. Lineage: Eukaryota; Viridiplantae; Streptophyta; Magnoliopsida; Asterales; Asteraceae. The record is from RefSeq and is a predicted model, not a curated record.